Sebastes umbrosus (honeycomb rockfish) is the source of this 11549-nucleotide messenger RNA. It is a transcript of the gene ralgapa1, whose product is annotated as Ral GTPase activating protein catalytic subunit alpha 1. The record is from RefSeq and is a predicted model, not a curated record. Gene Ontology annotation, cellular component: cytoplasm; nucleus. Lineage: Eukaryota; Metazoa; Chordata; Actinopteri; Perciformes; Sebastidae. Gene Ontology annotation, molecular function: GTPase activator activity. Gene Ontology annotation, biological process: positive regulation of GTPase activity; regulation of small GTPase mediated signal transduction. Bases 163 to 8595 code for a protein of 2810 amino acids. The transcript has 47 exons.
GCAGUAACGCUGGAAACGCUGUUGGAGUCAGGAGUUUAUUACAGUUAUGUAACAGUCUUAUAUGAUAUAUUUCACACUGGAUAGCCAAAGUUAGCUUAAUGUUCAACUAUGUUGAAUGUCUCUGGUAUCCAUUAGUUUGUUUUCCCUCCUCCCUCCUCCGCCAUGAUGUUUUCUAGUGAGCAGCAGAGCUCAAGGCAUAUUAAAGGAAUGUUCUCCAAAAAACCUCAUGGGGACGUCAAGAAAUCAACACAGAAAGUGUUGGACCCAAAGAAGGACGUGUUGACGAGGUUGAAACAUCUCAGAAUAGUCAUAGAAAACGCAGAGCCGUCUGAGCUGAAACAGUUCUUCGACGUGAACUACUCCCAUAUCUACUAUGUCUUCUUUGAGAACUUUGUCACCAUUGAGGUCAGCCUCAAGCAGAAAGGUCACAAGUCUCAGAGGGAGGAGCUGGACUCGAUUCUCUUCAUCUUCGAGAAAAUCCUCCAGCUCCUGCCAGAUAGAAUCCAGAGCCGAUGGCAGUUCCACAGCAUCGGGUUGAUCCUCAAAAAGCUGUUGCACACUGGGAAUUCUCUGAAGAUCCGUCGUGAAGGCGUGCGCUUGUUCUUGCUGUGGAUGCAGGCAUUGCAGAGUAAUGCAGAGCGCGAGCAGCUCUGCAUGUUUGCCUGUUUGAUUCCUGGCUUCCCAGCUCCACUCUGCCACGGGACCCCACGCACCCUGGACACGCUGAUCAACCCACCGCUGAGUUUAACAGAGACUCAGGUUACCCCAGAAGAGAUCACUCCACUGGUUCCUCCCCAGUCAGGUGACAAGAACCAGGAAGACCUCACUGCUUACUUUUUAGAAGCACUACUUAAAUACAUGGUAAACCAGGCCAAGUCUCUUGAGUGGCGUUAUAAAGAGAACCACGAACGUGGCUUCAGCUUCCUCUUUGGUCACUUCAGGAAGUUUUACCUUCCUCACAUCUUUCCCAACUUCGCCAUGGAAACCAGUCUCUACAACCCAAUACUGGACGUGCCUCCGAUGCGUUCUAAGCCCUACUACAGUGUGGUGCGCAGGGAGCAAGACGGGGGUGAGACCGUGUACUGCACCAAGGAGAGCUUCCUCCAGGCCCGAGUCAUCUUCAUCCGCUGGCUGGUUUCCUUCUGGCUCGAGCCACGGCCCAACACGAACGCACACAUCCCAGGAACAGAGGGAGAGAUCGUCCCCAAGAACAUACAGCGAGCAGCAGCCGGACUGGCCGCUCGCUCUGCAGGCAGCUCAGACGACAGCGGCGGAGGCGGGAUUCGGUCCGACAGCCACCUCGAAGGCAGCGGGUGCUCAUCUGGAUCGGGCGGAGGCAGCCUGGGGCUGUCUGGGAGUCUGGGGGCCGGUAAUGAGCCUGAACAAAGCCACUCCAACACAUCCACGCUGACAGAGAGGGAGCCCAGCUCCUCCUCGCUCUGCUCCAUGGAUGAAGAGCAGCUCACGGACAUGGAGGUGGUGAGGAGAGUACUGACCUGCUCCAGAACCAACGUCAACUUCAUCACUGAGAUCUUUAGACAGGCAUUUCUCCUUCCCAUGUGCGAAGCUGCUGCGAUGCGUAAAGUGGUGCGUGUUUACCAGGAGUGGAUCGCCAUGGAGGACAGGCCAGUGUUUAUGAAGGAGCCAGAGGAGGGCCCCUAUCCCACAACCGGCAGCCUGGAUUCAGGCUCUCAGCUCGGAGACAAGGAGGAUGAGGGAAUGAACAGGGGGAUUGACAGUGAAUUGCUGGAGUACAGCGUUCAUGCCGGAGUUCAGACGACACUACAGGUAUUUAUCACCCACUCCUCCAACGUUUUCCUGUUGGAGCCAGCCAACGACAUCAAGAUCCUUUUGGAGGAGCACGUCGACAUGUGCAAGCGAGUCCUGAACAUCUACCGCAGCCUUGUCAUGCAUGAGACCAUGGACCAGAAAACAUGGGAGCAGGUCUUGCUGGUUCUGCUGAGGGUGACGGAGUCGGUGAUGAAAAGACCUCCAUCCAUCAUGCCCCAGGGCAAGAAGAACUUCACACUGUCAGGCAGACUGGCUGGACCUAUCUUUCAGACACUGAUAGUGGCCUGGAUUAAGGGGAACUUAAACGUCUACAUCAGCAGAGAACUGUGGGACGACCUCCUCUGCGUCCUCUCCUCUCUUACCUGCUGGGAUGAACUGGUCACUGAGUGGUCACUCACCAUGGAGACCCUCACCAAGGUGUUGGCCAGGAACCUGUACAGUGUUGACCUGAAUGAGCUGCCUCUGGACAAACUCAGUGAACAAAAACAGAAGAAACAUAAAGGAAAAGGUAUAGGUUCGGAGGGCCAGCGGCAGAUUGUGGAUCGUUCCUUCUCUAAAGGCUGGAGCAGAGACCAACCAGGCCAGGCGGCAGCCAUGAGGCAGCGAAGCGCCACCACCGCCGGCUCACCAGGCAUCGAAAAGGCCAGAAGUAUUGUCCGCCAGAAGACUGUAGCCCUGCGUAGCUGCUCUACGGGGGACUCUCUGCUGUCCUCAGCCUUUAUCCGCAGUGCUAAGAGUGCUCCCGCUCUGGCUCCGCCUCUUCCUGUCCUCCUCCACCACCACCACCCUUUACUACCCCCCCUUGCCGACCAGCUGGCAGACCUCGAGGACCCGCCAAUCACACGGACAUCCCGCUCCUCUCGGAUGCGCCACUCUUCCCAAAGCGACGAGGCCCCUACAACCUCCUGCUCCGAGGUCUUCCAGGCAGGGUCAUGUGACCUGGAUAGCCCCGCCCCUUCCUCCCUCGCACGGAGCAGCAGCGCCUCUGACAUCAUGGAGCCUUUCAUCGCUGAGCGGGUCAAAGGUGAAGACCCCCAGAGGGAUCCCGCUUCGAUCCCGAACCCCCCCCACCACCACCACCACUCCACAACUUCUUCCUUACUUGCAGUCAAUAGCCACGCAGCUCAACCACUCCCACACCCCCUCACCUCCUCUUCUCCCACCCCUUUAACCAAUGUCUCCAAUGGUGUUGUGUCCUCGUCCUCAGAGGGACAAGAUGAUGGUCGUGUUUAUGACCGGUUCUGGCACCAGAUUGGCUCUCGAAGCCGGGUAUCUAGUGCGGAUUGGGUAAGCGACUGGGAUUCGGCGUUCGCCGUUGCGUCCGAAAAGGAAAUUGAUGUAGAGGAGGGUGAAAUGGGGGCUGGGGCAGAGGAAGAUGAUUUAUUCUCCUCUAUUAGGGACUACCUCACUAACAAAGGAGGCGAGAGGAAGGAGGAUGCAGGAGGGAGAGAUAGUCCUGGUCAUGUACUAGAAAACAGUGUUGCACCUGUCACUGUGCAAACAGGGAUAGCGAGAACACAAAUGGAAUACACAGGACAGGUAGGAGAGGCGAGACAGGUGGUGAGAGAGGACAGGCAGACGUGUAAAGAGGACAGACAGGUAAGUAAUCCAGUGAGACAUAGCAGUGUGGAUUCAGCAGAGGAGAACGAAGCAGAGCAGCGAAGCAUCUACGAGUGCCUGGAGUUGCAGUGUGAGUGGCCGUCGCCCAAUGCUAGGGGGAGCUUAGAAAGACACACUGGGGAGAAAAAGGGAGCUGGAAGUACAGGAAAGGAAGAAGGACGGGAAGGGAAAUGUGAUGCAUUGAGGGAAAUAGGAGAAGAGAAACAGGGUGAUAAAGAAGCAGCAGCAAAUGAGAGGUCCAUUUUAUUCAAACAAGAGACUAGUUCAGUAGAAUCUAGCACUGAAUCAAAUCAAACUUCAGACUCAACUAAAGCCAAGACGUCCCGUAUCACCAAGAGGCAUUCCGGGGGUGUUCAUGUCAGCUUCCGGCCCUCGACCGAGUCAGUGCAGUUCCACAACCCCCUCGAGAGUAAAGAGGCCCACUGGAAAGCCAGGCUGCGGCGCCUCAGUCACUUCCACACACACAGCCACUCAGCUGGGGAGAGGCUUGGGGCCGGAGCUGGAGCAGGCUCCGGGGCGAAGCCGGGAGCAGGAGGCGCAGGUAAGUUUGGCUCUGCUGCUGGGAUUAGCCACCGAGCAGGGGCACACGAGAAAUCCGCCUCAGGGACUGUCACGGAUAGCAGCGGGGCAGGGAACACAGCAACCGCCGGAGGCCUGGACAACAGGGCCGGGACCGGAGGGGACAAGGACAAGCAGCAUCCCGGAUCCUGUGCGGGAUCCAACCUGGGCUCUGAGGCUCACUCGGAGGGCUUAUCAAGCAGCUCAGGGUUCGCCGGCGUGUCGUCGGGCGUGCGCGGCCGUUUGGGACGCUCCGCCUUGCGGUCCCGAGCCUCCCGCUCGCGGUCCCAGGAGCCCGGCAGCACCGCCUCGCGACACCACCAGGGGGCUCUCCUCGGUGGCGUCUAUAAGACUGUCGUUCACGCUCUGUCUUCGAAGCCACGGCCCCGAGGCCAGGGGUCAUCCCAGGGCUCGUCGCCACAGCGGCAGGGCCGGGCCGCCAUGGGCGACGCAUCGCUCAGAGACCUCUACUCCCACGUCCUGGGCUACUUUGGGCGAAAGACGGCAACGCCAGCCAACAAAGAGGAGGUGGUCCAGAAGGCUCGUCCAGUCUCCAGCGACGUGGGAAGCACCAACCCGAACUUCUCUGACCUCAUGGAUGAGUUUAUCCAGGAGAGGCUGAGGGCCAAAGGAACCGCGGGCCGCCGUGGCAGCAGCCCGGGAAGUCUGGAGGUUCCCAGGGACCUGCCGGAGCUCCUGGAGGCAGGUCAGAGUCCUGGAUCACGACCCUCAGAUGAUCCCCGUCCCAUUGACGAUCCGGGGGUUCCCUCGGAAUGGACGUCACCCGCAAGUGCCAGCGGUUCUGACGUCGUCAGCUCAGACAGCCAGUCAGACUCCUUUAAUGCCUUUCAGUACUCCAACUGCAAGUUUGAUAAUUUCACUUUCAGUUCAGAAUCUUGUGGUGGAGGAGUUGGGUCUGGGGGAGGAGGUCGAGGCAGCUCACUGGACCAGGACAGCCUGGGAGGAGGCGUGGCCUGUGAUGAACAUGAAGUAGCCAGUUUGACAACUCUUCACAUCGACUCAGAGACCAGCAGCCUCAGCCACACUGUCACUGUUACUGGUUCUGAGAGUGCAUCUCCUAUGCAUUCCCUUGGGGGCUCUCGCUCCCAGACGCCCUCCCCUGCCACACUGACAGCAGAGCACCCUGAUCACACACACUCGCACACACACCUACAGCUGGACCAGAAGCUCCACAACUCCGUCCUGCAGACUCCAGAUGACCUGGAAACCAGCGAGUUCCCCAGCGAGGACUGUAGUGUCAUGGCGGGCGGCUCUCUAACUGGAUGGCACGCAGAUGUUGCCACGGUAAUGUGGCGGAGGAUGCUGGGUAUCCUGGGGGAUGUCAAUAGCAUCAAAGACCCAGAGAUCCAUGCUCAGGUCUUCGACUAUCUGUGUGAACUGUGGCAAAACCUGGCCAAGAUAAGAGAUAAUUUGGGCAUUUCUCUGGACAACCAGUCGUCUCCCCCGCCACCCGUUCUCAUCCCACCCCUGAGAAUCCUCACCCCCUGGCUUUUUAAGGCCACCAUGCUGACAGAGCGUUACAAGCAGGGGAAGCUUCACGCCUACAAGCUGAUCUGCAGGAUCAUGAAGAGACGGCAAGAUGUUUCCCCAAACUCCGACUUUCUCACACACUUCUACAACAUCAUGCACCAAGGACUGCUGCACCAAGACCAGGACAUUGUGAAUACCAUCAUAAAACACUGCAGUCCCAGGUUCUUCAGUAUCGGUCUCCCUGGAGGCACCAUGUUGAUCCUGGACUUCAUCAUCGCAGCUUCUAGAGUCACCGCCUGCUCAUCACUCAAUGCUCCAAGAGUGGAGGCCCAGAUCCUGCUGGGAUCUCUGGUGUGUUUUCCCAACUUAUAUGAGGAGCUUCCAGCCCUCCAUCCCACCACAGCCGACGUGGUGCUAACCAAGUUCCCUGAUGUCAAGGAGCACAUUAUCAAAACCAUCCUGACCUCUGCCAGGGACGAACCCUCUGCUCCUGCUAGGUGUGUGGCUCUGUGUAGUCUGGGUAUCUGGCUGUGCGAGGAGUUGGCUCAUGGGACUCAACAUCCACAGAUUAAAGAUGCUCUCAACGUCAUCUGCGUUACUCUGAAGUACUCCAAUAAGAACGUAGCACUGGUGGCGUCAGACAUCCUUCACCUACUGAUCAGUCAUGUGGAUCAUCUUCAGAAAUUCCCCCCUGACACUCCAAAGAAGAUCGUAGAGAUUUUGAUCGCCACCAUCACACACUUGCUGCCUAAUACCGAGUCUUCUCCUCAUGAACUGGAUAAGAGGCUGGUAGUGUCCCUCCUGCUGUGUCUGUUGGACUGGGUGAUGGCUCUGCCUCCAACGACUCUUCUUCAACCCGUUCAAACACGAAGCCCUCCAGACAGGGACCAGCCUACCAAGACUCUGCUCAGCUGUAUUUAUAAGGUGCUACAUGGUUGCGUGUAUGGAGCCCAGUCUUUCAACAGUCCCAAGUAUUACCCGCUGCAGCUGUCUGACCUGCUGAGUGCAGACUACGACCCGUUCCUGCCGUUAGAGAGCCUCCGAGAACCAGAACCACUGCACAGCCCGGACUCUGAGCGCUCCAGCAAACUACAGCCCGUCACUGAAGUCCGCAGCCGUAUUCAGCAGGGCCUGGUUUCCAUCGCAGCCAGAACAGUUAUCACACACUUGGUCAACCAUCUAGGACAUUAUCCAAUGUCUGGAGGGCCUGCUACUCUGUCUAGUCAGGUGUGUGAAAACCAAGACAACCCCUUCUGUGAGAGUGCAGAUCUUGGACCAGAGCUUUUCCAUUCACCAAACCUGCAGUUUCUGGUUCUGAACGGCUCCACACUGCUCUCCGUGUAUCAGAUCCGAUCAGAGUCUGGUGUACCAGGAGGCGGAAUGACAGCUGGUUUGUCCUCUGCUCCCGCGUGCGUUCGUGUCAUCAUCCGAGAUGUUGCCGGAAAACACUCCUGGGACUCUGCCGUUCUCUACGGGCCUCCGCCGUGCACCCCGAGCAGCCCAGCACACACAUUCAUAUCACACACACAAUCGCCUCACAGUGCGAACCUUCAGUUACGCACUCCACCAGGGGGUCCGCCGAAAAAGAUGGGAGAGACGCGAGAAGACAGCGAAGAGGAGGGGCAGGAGGAGAACGAGUCAGAAGAGGAGGGGGGAGGGAUGGAGGGUGAAAGGCAAGUUUUUCAAGGAGAGGGGGAGGAGGAAGAGGAGGAGAGGAAAGCCGCCGAGGAGGGGACAGGAGAACGAAGAGGAGGUGAAGGAGAAGAGGAGGAGCAGGAGGAUGAGGAGAGGAACAGGCAUAGGAUGGAUGGGGAGGAGGAUGGAGGGGAGUCGGGCUUGGAGCUGCUCCUAGCUCCUCCAUUGGCUAAACGUGUGUGUCGGGAGGCAGUGCCAGCCUGGGAUUCACUGAGGGAGGAAGACGACGCACUGGAUGAAAUGCUGCAGUACCUGGGAUACUCGAGUCCUGAGUGUCUACAGAGAGCAGGCAUGCCGCUCAACAUCCCAGCCGCUCCUCCAGCCUGUGUUUCAGAAAAGCAGGAGAACGAUGUGAUCAACGCCAUCCUGAAGCAGAGCGCUGCUGAGAGAGAGUUCGUCCUUCAUAGAGGCGAGGAGCUGAACUUUAGGGCUGUGCAGCAGACUGAACCAGAGACGGAGACACCACAGUCAGCCUUCUACUACUGCAGACUACUGAUCAACAUACUGGGGCUCAACUCCUGGGAGAAGAGGAGUAACUUUCAUUUGUUGAGGAAGAAUGAGAAGUUACUGAGAGAGCUGAAGAACCUGGACUCACGGCAGUGCCGUGAGACUCAUAAAAUAGCAGUAUUUUAUGUGGCUGAGGGCCAAGAGGACAAACACUCCAUACUUACCAACACAGCGGGCAGCCAGGAUUAUGAAGACUUUGUGUCUGGAUUGGGCUGGGAGGUGGACCUCACUACUCACUGUGGCUUCAUGGGAGGUCUCCAGAGGAAUCGCAGCACAGGCCAGACUACACCUUACUACGCCACCUCCACUACUGAGGUCAUCUACCACGUCUCCACCCGCAUGCCCCACGACCAGGACCACAACCUCACCAAGAAGCUCAGACACCUGGGUAACGACGAGGUCCACAUUGUUUGGUCGGAACAUUCCAGAGACUACCGGCGAGGCAUCAUCCCCACUGAGUUUGGAGACGUGCUAAUCAUCAUCUACCCCAUGAAGAACCACAUGUACUCCAUCCAUAUACUCAAAAAACCCGAGGUGCCGUUCUUUGGUCCGCUGUUUGACGGCGCCAUAGUGGACAUGAACAUUUUACCCACCAUGGUCAGAGCUACAGCAAUCAAUGCCAGUCGAGCUCUCAAAUCCCUCAUUCCACUGUACCAGAACUUCUAUGAGGAGCGAGCCCGAUACCUAGAAACCAUCGUGCAGCACCACCAGGAACCGACUACAUUUGAGGAUUACGCUGCUCGAGUCUACAGUCCUGCUCCCUGCACACACCUGCCCUCUGACGCAGGCUCCUGCCUAGAGAUUCUUCGGGGAGAAAGUCCGGCUCUUGGGGAGGCCGGGAGCGACUCGGCGUCCCCCAUGUCUCCUCGGACUAGCAAGAGCCGCAUGUCCAUGAAGCUGCGACGCUCCUCCGGAUCGGCCAAUAAGACUUAAGCUCUCUAGAUCACACGGCCCAGUCGGAACUGAUCAAGCAAGCAGACACUUAGUCCAAGAAAGAUGUUACUUUAGGGGAAAUUUGGUCCACAAUUGUGCUUAAAUGUGCAAGAAAUGAAACAAAAUGAACUGUUGAGACAUAGAUAUUGAUGGGUGGCGUUACCGGGAAUGAGCGUUACCAUCGGAGGUAUCUGUAGAAUUUUGACUUAAUCUCAAAAACACAUGUAAUUAGCAUUCUGUGGACUAUAUCACACUGUAACUUUAUUUUGAAAUUGCUCACAGCUGCUAAAUAUAACCUCGGCUUUGCUCUUUAAAAAAAACAACUCAGAUACCAGUUGAACCAGUGCUGCAGCAUGCUGGACUUUGCCACAGUAAAAUCAGUAUCAGCAGUGCAGUAUUAGUUCAUCAUAAUUAUGUGCCACGUUAUAAAUUGCACAAACUCCAGUGUAACCGGGGGCUGCAAGAAGCUUAAGCGUGCCACAUCAUGCACUGUUCAAUGAGAUGAAAACCGCAGAACAAGGAGAGGUCGCUAUGGGGGAAUCUGUAUAUUUGUACUAUAGUCAGUCCGUGUGUGUACAGACAGAAACACGAGUUUUGAUAUAAAAAAGAAUGAAUUCAGAAUGAUUGCACGUAUAGCGUUGCAUGGAGAAAGCAAGAUAAAGGUAUAUUUUUGUUCUCAGUACAUUAGGCCUAUAAGAAUAGAAGGUCAGAGGUCAGUUUCUAUCAAGUCCUCAUAAAAUGUAAAUAGAAACUCAUUCAUUUGUUAGCGAUAAAACAAGAACAUUGGUCGCGGAUGUGGCAACGUCUCUCAGGCCAAAAAAUGUGUUUGAAUCCAGAAGAAAAUCCCCUCUUAGAACUUCCAGUAUGUGAGAAUCAGUGUUAAAGUUAAUGAUGGAGGAAUUGUUUGUUAUUCAUAAAUGAGGAAAAAAAGGUGCUUUCUAGAAAAUUAAUGAUCAAACAGGAAGCACUUGAUACAUAAGGUUUAGUUCUGACCUUUUUUCUGCUCAUGCUGUAAAAUGUGGACAAGCACUGAUUGCAUUUAUUUUGUUUUUUAUUUACUGUAAAAUGUAUUUUGACCCGAACAAGAAUGUUGCUGUAUUUUUAAGUUCAGUGUCACUCUGUCAUCUGAUACAAUGGAACCACAGCUUUCCUUUCUUUGUUCCUUUAUAACUAUAUAUAUAUAUUCUUUAUAUCUAUAUAUGUAUGAGUAUAAAUAUAUAUAUAUAUAUGGUAGAUAUAUGAAUAUCUAUAAGGAUGUGUACAGUGUGAGGAGGCUUGUUGUGUAUAUACUGUUAUGUGAGAAUAGCUGCCAAAGCCAAACUGGUUUAAACUCAGACCAUAUUAUCUGCUUAAAGUGGGUUGAACACUACAAGAUGUUACGCUUCAACGGUUGUUCCUUUUCAUAACCAGUUUGUACUUCAUUCUCAAGGAAUUUAAAGGUGAUAUCAUUUUAGCUCGUCUUUACUGUUGAUAUGCCAGUUUUUAGGCCAUCAUUUUCCUUGUUUUUCAUUGUUGUCUUUUUAUUUAGACUCAUCCCCAGUUCCAGUUCUGGAUGGAGGGGAUCUGCAUGUAAUCACAAUCCAGAAGAUUUAACACUACAGUUCAUGUAUUUAACUUCCUCGUUUCAGCACUCCAGCCGAACUCGAAUAAAAACUGACACGGUUUCAAAUUACAUAAUUUAUGUACUUCAGGUUUCUCUUUAUAAAUCAGCUGUGGUUCUUCGUUCUGCCAUUUAUUUUUACAUGGUGGCUUGUUUGCCGCGUGUCUCCAUUCAUUUCCUUUUCCAUGUCCUGAUCCCUGAUAGAGGAAACACACGUGGAAGAUCCUUAUUUGAAAAUAUAGAUCGGAGUUAAAGGUUUUGCAUCACUGCUUAACAGUAUUCACAACUGUAUUUUCUGUUACUGUUUUAUUUUAUUAUUUCAGCCAUAGAUUCUCUGUAGAGAGGAAAGGGAUUGUUCAUUUUUUUUUUUUUUUUUUUUACCCCUCCGUGGGGUUGAAAUUUGUAAAAUGAGGUCAAAUUCAUGUUGUGUUACUUUGUGUGUGAAUAUUUGAAGUUCACUUCAGAUUUGAGUUGUCCCUUUAAAUUAUUGCUGUUACAAUUAUUAUUAUUAUUGCUGAGGUUGAAGAAGCACCAUCGAUUGGUUGCAACACGUGGUGCCCCACUGCACUCUGGGUCUGAUCUGUACAUGCUGUAUGCAGCUCACCUGCGACUCACCGACUGCUUUGGUUACAUCCUGUAAACACUUGGACAACCUGAACCUGUUCAGGCUACAUCCCAGUACCUUUAACUCUUUAGAUUAAAACACAAUGUGAUUACUGGAAUCAUAAUGCUGCUUUUAUAAUCCCCUGGAAAAAAUUGGAAAUGAGUGUUUGACUUUAGUUUAAAACCCCUCGUUAGCAGCAACCAAAAUGUAUGGAAAACCUAGGUUACCCAAAGCCUUUCAGGAUUUAUCAAUAAUUCAUAUCAAACUCCCUGAGGAUUGUCUGUCUGGAAGAUUGUUCAGGUGGAAGUAUUUUUCAGCCUUUUUCACCCACAUCUUACAUCUUGUUAGUUUAAAUAGGAAGGUAAAAAAAGUCAGAGCCCUUUUUUUCUGCAGCCAUAUCAACCGCAGAAAUUUCCCCUCAUUUAUAAAAUUUGGAACUUCUUUUUGGCCGUGUCGAUGGAUGCUCUGAACACGAGGAGGGCUGUGAUGGAUUUGGGUUCAUCAGUUUGGAGACAAAGCUGAUGUAUGUAACUACUGACUGUACAUACUGCAUGACGCCAGUUCAGUACUAACUGCAUGUAACAGCUGUAUCACAACACACACACACACACACGUGCACGCUCGCACUCCUCAAACUAUGUUGCUGUCAGACCUGUAGUGUGUUAAACGUGUAAUGUCUCUUUUGGACACAGAGAGAGCGUGCGGACGUGCGAUGAUGGAAUUUGACAAUAAAUGAUUCGUACCACUUGA